AUGAAGGUUUCAGUUACGAAGUCAGGACUAACCACAGUUUAUUCCUGGCUCUAUACGCAUCAGUAUUCAACCAAUCCCAUCCUCACUACCUUGUUCAACAAGUACGUGGACAAAACCAAUGUUUCGUCCUGGAAUUCAGUCAUCGCCGAGUUGGCUCGGAAUGGAGACUCAGUCGAAGCCCUCAGGGCUUUCUCGUACAUGCGAAAGCUCUCUCUCAAACCAAACCGUUCGACCUUCCCUUGUGCCAUCAAAUCAUGCUCGGCCUUAUUCGAUCUCAAUUCGGGUAAGCAAGCCCACCAACAAGCUUUGGUCUUUGGCUUCGAAUCAGACCUUUUUGUGUCUUCUGCUCUCAUUGAUAUGUACUCGAAGUGUGGCAACUUAAAUGACGCAAGAACAAUGUUCGAUGAAAUUCCUCUAAGAAACGUUGUGUCUUGGACUUCAAUGAUCACUGGAUAUGUCCAAACCGAUCAUUCCCAUGAAGCUUUAUUGCUUUUCAAAGAGUUCUUGAUUGACGAGAGUGACAGUGACUGUGAGAGUCAGAGUGAGGUGGAGAAGGAAGCGUAUAUCGAUUCGGUUGCCAUGGUUUCAAUUCUAUCAGCUUGUUCUCGUGUUUCUGUAAAGGGUACUACCGAAGGAGUUCAUGGGUUUGUGAUAAAAAGGGGGUUUGAGGAAAAUGUUGGUGUUGGGAAUACUCUAAUGGAUGCUUAUGCCAAGUAUGGUGAGGUGGGUCUGUCUAGGAAGGUGUUUGAUGAGAUGACUGAGAAGGAUGUAGUUUCUUGGAAUUCAAUGAUUGCAGUGUGUGCGCAACAUGGGUUGUCGGAUGAGGCAGUGAAACUGUUUUAUGGCAUGGUUCGAGAUAGAGAUGUUGAUUAUAAUGCCGUGACUUUGUCUGCCGUGUUGUUGGCCUGUGCACAUUCAGGAGCUCUGCAAUUGGGGAAGUGUAUACAUGAUCAGGUUGUAAAGAUGGGGUUGGAGGAGAAUGUAUAUGUGGGUACGUCAAUUAUUGACAUGUAUUGCAAAUGUGGGAGAGCAUGGAUGGCGAGGAGGGCAUUUGCUCGCAUGAAGGAGAAGAAUGUGAAGUCAUGGACGGCCAUGAUUGCCGGUUAUGGAAUGCAUGGCCAUGCCAGAGAAGCUCUGGAUGUUUUCUAUGACAUGAAUCGUGCUGGGGUGAAACCAAAUUAUAUAACUUUUGUGUCAGUUCUAGCAGCUUGUAGCCAUGCUGGUUUGUUGGAUGAAGGAUGGCAUUGGUUCCAAGCCAUGGAACACAAAUUUAAUAUUGAACCUGGGGUGGAGCAUUAUGGUUGCAUGGUCGAUCUUCUUGGGCGUGCGGGUUUUCUCAACAAGGCUUAUGAUUUGAUCCAGAAAAUGAAGGUGAGGCCUGAUUUUGUGGUUUGGGGUUCUCUUCUUGCUGCAUGUAGAACACACAAGAAUGUGGAGCUCGGGGAGAUUUCUGCAAGGAAAUUGUUUGAAUUAGAUCCAAAUAAUUGUGGGUAUUAUGUCUUGCUUUCCAACAUAUACGCCGAUGCUGGAAGGUGGGAAGAUGUGGAAAGGAUGAGAAUAUUUAUGAAAAAUUAUGGACUAGUUAAACCAGCUGGAUUCAGUUUGGUUGAAUUAAAAGGUAGAGUUCAUGUAUUCUUAGUCGGAGAUGGGGAACAUCCUCAACGAGACAAGAUUUAUGCAUAUUUGGAAGAAAUUUCUGUGAAGUUGCAGGAAGCUGGCUAUGUACCCAAUAUGACAUCAGUUCUUCAUGAUGUUGACGAGGAAGAGAAGGGAAUGAUGUUAAGAUUUCAUAGUGAGAAGUUGGCUGUAGCCUUUGGAGUUAUAAAUUCUGUUCCCGGUACAACAAUACAGGUUAUUAAGAAUCUUAGGAUUUGUGGUGACUGUCAUACAACAAUUAAAUUGAUUGCGAAGAUUGCAAAUCGAGAAAUUGUGGUAAGAGAUUCAAAACGGUUUCAUCAUUUUAGGGAUGGUUUAUGUUCCUGCGGGGAUUACUGGUGAUACUUGUAAAAGCUUGAGCAGAUUUUGAACUGUAAAUUAUUGCUCAUUUUUC
Molecule: messenger RNA, 2050 nt
Organism: Ilex paraguariensis (yerba mate)
Lineage: Eukaryota; Viridiplantae; Streptophyta; Magnoliopsida; Aquifoliales; Aquifoliaceae
Source: the annotation of a GenBank genome assembly